GGUGUACGUCACAACACUCAAUCUCAGUCAGAUGCAGCGGAACAGGGCAGACCUCGCUAUAAUAAUUAUUAAAAAUAAGAUCUUCCGCCUGGUGCAGAGGCCUGGUGCCCACCUGAACUGGGUGGGGGGAGGGAAUCGCCAUGAGUGGGAAUAACACGCUUCUGAAAGUGAUUCUCCUGGGAGACGGUGGAGUGGGCAAGUCCUCCUUGAUGAACCGCUACGUCACGGACCGCUUCGACUCGCAGUCGUUUCACACCAUCGGCGUGGAGUUCCUGAACCGGGACAUAGAAGUGGACGGGCGCCGAGUCACCCUUCAGAUCUGGGACACGGCGGGUCAGGAGCGCUUCAAGUCGCUACGCACCCCCUUCUACCGAGGCGCGGACUGCUGCCUGCUCACGUUCGCCGUGAACGACGUGCAGAGCUUCCAAAACCUCGGCUGCUGGAAGAAGGAGUUCCUGUACUACUCGGAUGUGAAGAACCAGGAGCGGUUCCCUUUUGUGGUGCUGGGCAACAAAGUGGACGUGGAGCAGAGGGAGGUGGGGGAGGACGAGGCGCGGGCCUGGUGCGAAGAGAACGGCUGCUGUCCUUACUUUGAAACCAGCGCUAAAGAUGACACGAAUGUCACGGCUGCGUUUGAGGCGGCUGUCAGGGAGGUUCUGGCUGCCGAGGACCAGAUCGGUCACACGCUAUUGACCAGUACCAUUGAUCUCCAUGGCAACCGGAAAGCACCUCGUUCGUCCUGCUGCUGA
Messenger RNA from Nematolebias whitei (Rio pearlfish), 749 nucleotides. RefSeq names its product RAB9B, member RAS oncogene family (gene rab9b). The record is from RefSeq and is a predicted model, not a curated record. Gene Ontology annotation, molecular function: GTPase activity; GTP binding. Gene Ontology annotation, cellular component: phagocytic vesicle; lysosome; late endosome. Gene Ontology annotation, biological process: Rab protein signal transduction; retrograde transport, endosome to Golgi. Bases 141 to 749 code for a protein of 202 amino acids. The transcript has 2 exons. Lineage: Eukaryota; Metazoa; Chordata; Actinopteri; Cyprinodontiformes; Rivulidae.